Molecule: messenger RNA, 2871 nt
Organism: Monodelphis domestica (gray short-tailed opossum)
Lineage: Eukaryota; Metazoa; Chordata; Mammalia; Didelphimorphia; Didelphidae
Gene: TYW5
Product: tRNA-yW synthesizing protein 5
Biological process (GO): wybutosine biosynthetic process
Molecular function (GO): tRNA binding
Source: RefSeq, a predicted model, not a curated record
GGAAGAGGCCGGAAGCCGGAAGUGAGGUAAAGAGGUAGCCGGGAACCGGCACUCCGCUGUCAUGGAGAGGCGCGUCCCAGUCCUUCACCUCGAGGGCGUCACGCGCGACGAGUUCCUGCAGCGCAUCUAUCCACAGAGAAAGCCAGUGGUACUGAAAGGAAUUGAUCUUGGGACCUGUACUACCAAAUGGACAGUGGAUUAUCUCAGUCAAGUAGGAGGAAAUAAAGAAGUGAAAAUUCAUGUUUCUGCAGUUCCACAGAUGGAUUUCAUCAGUAAGAACUUUGUAUAUAGAACUUUGCCUUUUGACAAGUUUAUACAGAGGGCAGCAGAAAAGAAACACAGCACAUACUUUAUUUCAGAGGAUGAGAAGUACUACUUGAGAUCACUUGGUGAAGAUCCUAGAAAGGAUAUUGCAGACAUCAGAAAACAGUUUCCAUUAUUAGAAGGAGACAUCAAAAUUCCAGACUUCUUUGAAAAGGAACAAUUCUUUUCUAGUGUCUUUCGUAUUAGUUCACCAGGAUUACAGCUUUGGACUCACUAUGAUGUCAUGGAUAAUUUCUUAAUUCAAGUGACAGGAAAAAAACGUGUUGUGUUGUUCAGUCCUCGAGAUGCCCAGUAUUUGUAUUUAUCGGGUACUAAAUCAGAGGUGCUGAAUCUGGAUAACCCAGAUCUGAGUAAGUAUCCACUAUUUUUCAAAGCCAGGAGGUUUGAAUGUGUCCUUGAAGCAGGAGAUGUAUUGUUCAUUCCUGCUUUAUGGUUCCAUAAUGUGAUUUCAGAAGAGUUUGGAGUAGGAGUGAAUGUUUUUUGGAAGCACCUUUCUUCUGAGUGCUAUGAUAAGACAGACACCUAUGGAAACAAAGAUCCUACUGCAGCCUCAAGAGCUAUACAGAUUUUGGACAGAGCCUUAAAAACACUUGAUGAACUACCUGAGGAGUAUAGGGAUUUCUAUGCACGGCGGAUGGUUUUACGAAUUCAAGACAAAGCUUUUAGCUCUAACUAUGAAUAAAUAGUGCACCAAAAGAAACUACUUAGAAAAUUCAUGUACAGAAAUAUUAAAUAAGAAUUAUUUUUUAAAUUGUUAAAGAUUCCUUAUUCUUUUAAAAUAGAGAAAAUGUCAUAGCCCUAGUUUGACUAUUGACAAAGGAUUUUCAAAUUGUGUUAAGAACAGUAGAAAGUGGUUAGGAGACGGCUCUACCAUUUAGUCAUAUGUCUUUAGGCAAGUUUCCUAACCUGGGUUUUAUUUUCCUUAUCUGCAAAAUAAGUUUGAAUAAGUGAUAUUUUAUAAACCUUUAGAAAUAUUUAAAUGAACAUUUUUAGGAUUUGUCUGAGUUGAUUAUUACAGUUUGUGUUCUAUUCAGUGCAAAUGUACAAAUGCAAGAUUAGUGUCUCUUCCACCUACCCUAGUUUAGAGAUGUUUUUUGCCUUCUGUCUUGCCAUGCUGAGAUGUAUAACAGCCUUAGCUGACAAAAUUAGAAAAGUGAAUAUGCUUGAGCAAAGAAAAAAGUAUGUAAUAUAUCCCAGAUUCCAAAAUAAAUCAAUAUUAUUAGGACAUUGACAAUAAACAUGAUAGAACUUCAGGGCAGAAGUGGUGUUUUAAGAUCCAUCUAAUCUAAUGCCUUCAUUUUAAAUGAAGAAACUGAAGUAUGGAGGCCAUAUGCUAACGAGACAAAAUAAGAAUUGAAACAGUAACUAGAAUUCAUUGGUUUCUUGAUGCUAUCCUGCAAUGAUAUCUAUUACCAUGGAUAACUGGAAAUUGCCUAUUUUAUAGAUUAAAAUUUCACAUAUAUUCUCCAAGGUCCAUACCAGUUUUUAGAUUCUAUGAGUGAUUUACAUUGAGUUUAUUUAGACAAAUUAAAGCUAUUUAAGCAUUUAGUAAUCUAUUUUCAAUGAUUACAAAGCAUUUAAGAAAGAACCUAUGCACUUUUGUAAAGUUCACGUAGUAUUUAAGGAGAGAGGGGAAGCUAGGGUUGUUCAGUGAAUAGAGAACUAGACCCAGAGUUGGGAGAUCCUGGGUUCAAAUCUGGCCUCUUCCUAGCUGUAUGACCCUGGGCAAGUCAUUUAGUCCCAAUUGCCUAACCCUUUUACCUUAGAACUGAUAUCAAUUCUAAGACAAAAGACAUGGGUAUAUAUAUAUAUAUAUAUUUAAAAAAAAGUAUUAAGGGGUCUGGGGCGAGAAAGGGAAGCAAGUUUAGAUUGGGGUGUGGGGGGGUUGUUUUUGCUGUUAGUACUACCAUGACGAAGACCCAGAUAAGUUCUUUAGCCAUCAUUCCCUGCUUCUGUUCUUUCAGAGUUACAGUUCUGGCUGAUUGUUUUUUUGUCAGCUCCCUUACUGACUUAAUGAAUUAUUAGAUACCUAUCAAAGAAAGGAUUAAGUUGGAAUCUUUUUUUCCCCCAAGCAGGACCCAAUGCCAUUCUAAAAAUCUGUCAAACUGAACGUGUGAAAUUUUCUACCAUCAACAGAUUUUUUCCCCUAACCAUAGUUUUCUCAGUUACCUAUAGUUUUUUCAGUUCUUAAAAAAAAAAUCUAUAAUAAUUUCUUAGCUCACAUGACCAUACCAUAGCUUGAUGAAGACUAAGUGGAAUAAUUGAAAGAUGUGUAUAACAAUAUUUAACAUGCUUUGCCCCUGCCUGCAGACUUCUGACCUCUGCUUUGAAAUAUCUAUGACUCAGUUGGCUCCUGGCUAUCUUCAUUUCUAACUAUUGUUAUAUUAAUCCAGCUCCAGAAUACACUUACUAAGAAAAGUUACUUUUUUCUACUUAGUCAUCUUCUUUGAGGAGGACUCUUUGAAAGCUUUCUUUGUAUAAAUACAAUUGGCAAUAUAUGGCAAUAUAAGUUCUUUUCUAUUUCUAAAUAAAUGAUAAGCCUAUUAA